AUGGCCGCUCCACGGCGGUCCGUCAAAACUGGCAAAGACUGCACGGUGUAUGCCAACCUCUCAGUUGAGGAGUGCCGGGUGCGCGCCAUUGCGGAGAUUGUGAACGGCCUGAUAGCGUGCAGCCGCGAGAAGGAGGACGUGAACCUGAACGUGCUCAAAGCGGAGAAGUCGCGCAAGUAUGGACUCACCAAGAGCCCGAAGCUGGUGGAAAUCAUCGCCGCCGUCCCCGAGGAGCACCGCGCCGACCUCAUCCCGCGCCUGCGCGCCAAGCCCAUUCGCACCGCGUCCGGCAUUGCUGUGGUGGCCAUCAUGUCCAAGCCGCACCGCUGCCCCCACAUCGCCACCACCGGCAACAUCUGUCCCAACAGCAUGCGGGCUAUCCGCGCAAGGUAUAACCCAUAUGUUCAGUCGCGGGGCCACGUGGACCAGCUGCGGCGGCUGGGCCACAGUGUGGACAAGGUGGAGUUCAUCCUCCUUUGUGCCCCCAGGUCGGUACCCCGUUUUGUGCUGAACCCGAUCAAGAUGCUCUCCGACAGAUUCGCUGGGGCCACGCUGUCUGAGAAUCCCAACCGUCCCUCUCGCCCAACUCGCAGCAUUUUGAAGAGCCGGCGUCAUCCAAAAUUGGGACAUAAACGUUCCUUCCAGCUGAGACCAAACGACAAGCAGGCCAAGGCCGGCAAGUACGUCAAGAAAGGUGAAAGUUAA
Klebsormidium nitens is the source of this 705-nucleotide messenger RNA. Lineage: Eukaryota; Viridiplantae; Streptophyta; Klebsormidiophyceae; Klebsormidiales; Klebsormidiaceae. The record is from the annotation of a GenBank genome assembly.